Anoplopoma fimbria (sablefish) is the source of this 552-nucleotide messenger RNA. RefSeq names its product cytochrome P450 3A40-like. The annotation marks the transcript as partial. The transcript has 5 exons. NCBI's taxonomy places the organism in Eukaryota, Metazoa, Chordata, Actinopteri, Perciformes, Anoplopomatidae. The record is from RefSeq and is a predicted model, not a curated record. Gene Ontology annotation, molecular function: oxidoreductase activity, acting on paired donors, with incorporation or reduction of molecular oxygen, reduced flavin or flavoprotein as one donor, and incorporation of one atom of oxygen; steroid hydroxylase activity; heme binding.
UCAUUUUCUAUGUAGUCUGCGUGCAGCUCUCCCUCUGCAAACAGGUCACAAUGUUUCUCUUUAACUUGUUUUCAGCCACUACCUGGACUUUGCUGGUUCUUUUUAUCACCCUUGUGUUGCUAUAUGGAAUUUGGCCAUAUAGGUUUUUCAAAAAAAUGGGAAUACAGGGACCAAGACCACUGCCGUUUGUUGGGACACUUCUAGGCUUUAAAAAGGGAUUAGUUGCUCUUGACCGAGAAUGCCAAGCCAAGUACGGGGACGUCUGGGGGCUGUUUGAUGCACGAAUCCCAGUUUUAAUGGUGGCAGACCCUGAGAUUGUUAAGACUGUGAUGGUGAAGGAGUGCUACGCUGUGUUUACCAACCGCAGGGAUAAUCCAGUGGCAGGACCUAUGGCUGAUGCAAUUACAACAGUUAAAGAUGAGAGGUGGAAAAGAAUUCGGAGCACUUUAUCACCAUGCUUCACCAGUGGAAGACUGAAACAGGUUGGUUUCAUCUCCAAGCUCACUCACCACUUCUGCAAUCUGCAGCCUUUGACCGAGUCAGGGGUCCCAC